GCAGUUGAGUGGUGAGGCACGUGGUCAUUCUCUGUUGGAGAGGGAAGACUAUGACAGAAAUCCUGGGCCCCAUUAAAUCAUUUACAGCAUUCAUUGACCUCACUGAAGGAGCCCAGAUAGAGGAAUUAAGGAAACUAUUAAUAGAAAAUGGCCUAAUAGAAGCAAAUGAGGAAGAAGAUGAGGAGAAGGAGCCUCUAGAAAGACUCAUUUCUGUCAUUAAUUUAAUGAGAAAUGUUUUUGAAAAGCAAGACAAAACAAUUCAAGAGCUGGAGAGUAUAUUAUUGAGCAUAGCUUCGCUGCUGCAUAUUGUCCCCAAGGAAUCGAGUGCCAAGUUACUCAGUGACCUCUGUAGUACAGCUCUGGCUGGCACUACACCUAGCAAUGCGAGACAGAGACUCAGACUGUUGGAUUUGUUGUUCUACCAGUUUGAUGUCAAGAGUCGAAUGGCUUCGGUUGUGUUUUGGCACAAGCUAAAGAUGAGCGUGCAGUAUGGUUUAGGAUCACAGCUAGUCAUCGAUAUUGAUAAGUUAAAGAAAUGGAUGGUGAAUUGGUCAUUUAGUAUAGAUGAGAAGCAAAGAGCGUACAAGCUAGUUUGGGAGCUAUAUAAAACAACUGACAAGAAAAGUAUUUCUUGUCGGGCUCUGACUGAACUUGUCUCCACUUAUGAUUCUGACAACGAAGAGAAUAUUUCCACUCUUGUUACUGAGCUGGUUGUCAUGGCAAUAAGUGACCCUGACAGAUACAUAUUUAGUGACCUGUUGGACAUUGAGGCAGUAAAGCUACAAUACUCUGAAAAGAUUUAUCAAUUACUGGAAGUGUUCUCUUCGGGGAUGUAUGGCUCCUUCUUGAAAUUCUGUGAUGCUAAUCCAGGCUAUCUUGAUCAACUUGGUCUGGAGUAUGAACAUUGCAAGCACAAGAUACAGGUAUUGACCUUGCUCUCCCUCGCUGAAGGAGAAUCAGAGAUACCGUUUGCUUCAUGCCUGACUGAGCUCCAGAUUGACAUCGACUCUUUUGAGCAACUAGUUAUAGAUGCUAUUAGGUACAAAUUAUUAAGUGCAAGAAUAGACCAUGUUAACGAAAAGGUCAUCAUCACGAACUGUGUGAGAAGAACCUUUGGACUCAACGAGUGGAACCUCAUCCAUGACUCGCUUCUAUCUUGGAAAAAUAAUAUUUCUCAUUUUCGUUCUAAUUUGAAAUCAUUUCAGUUACUACCGGUAGGAGAUCAGAAGACUUAGCAAGGACAGUUUCAGUUUUUGUGUGGUUCAGAGCGAAUUAUUAUUAUUAUUAUACAGUUCUUAUUUCUUUCUCUUUCAUGGCUUGCCAUUAUUAUUAUUAUGAUUAUUAUUGUAAAUGUUUUAUUCUUUUUCUUACUUUGUUUCCUUCACAAAAAUAUCUCUAUUUGCUUUUAAAACGA
This is a messenger RNA of Amphimedon queenslandica, 1414 nucleotides long. Its product is annotated as eukaryotic translation initiation factor 3 subunit M-like. Gene Ontology annotation, molecular function: translation initiation factor activity. Gene Ontology annotation, cellular component: eukaryotic translation initiation factor 3 complex; cytoplasm. Gene Ontology annotation, biological process: cytoplasmic translational initiation. The record is from RefSeq and is a predicted model, not a curated record. Bases 51 to 1235 code for a protein of 394 amino acids. The transcript is spliced from 10 exons. Lineage: Eukaryota; Metazoa; Porifera; Demospongiae; Haplosclerida; Niphatidae.